Penicillium longicatenatum is the source of this 765-nucleotide messenger RNA. RefSeq lists its product as uncharacterized. The record is from RefSeq and is a predicted model, not a curated record. Bases 1 to 765 code for a protein of 254 amino acids. Lineage: Eukaryota; Fungi; Ascomycota; Eurotiomycetes; Eurotiales; Aspergillaceae. The transcript is spliced from 2 exons.
AUGGCAAUCUCAACGGGUAAAGCGCAAAAGGUUACUGGGGCCCCAGAUUAUGACAACGCAGAGUUUUGGGAUGACCGAUUUGCGACCGGUCGGGAUGUGGGCGAGUGGCUGAAUUCUGGCGAGGCGCUAAUCGACGCCGUGGUGUCUGAUCUAGAAAGCCGACCAGUCAGACAACCACGCGUCCUGCACCUGGGCCCAGGCGUUUCCCAAUUGGGCUUGAAACUGCGUGACGCGUGUGUGGAGCGCCACUGGAAGGGCAAUGGCAUUGUCAAUGUCGACUUCUCCGGAGAAGCUGUCCGUCUUGGACAGGAACAUGAAAGCCAGAAAUCUCCCGCAGAGGCGAUGCACUGGCAGCGGGCCGACUUGCUAUCUUGGAGCCAUGUUUCGGACCUUUUGCCGUUCGCCCCCUUCGACGUGAUUCUCGACAAAAGUACCAGUGAUGCCAUCGCUACCGCGACCGACCGGCAUUUCGCGGCGACGGAUGAACAACUUUGCCCAGCUGUUCGAGAGCUAUUAGCCACCCAGCCCUCAAUCACUCUGUCCCCUGUCGAAUUACUCGGUCUACAUCUCGUGCCAUUGACGCAGAAACACACGACUUGGAUUGUAAUGUCAUACUCAACCUUCCGUUUCGGGGGAAAUUCCAUUCUCGAUCAAUACUGGACUCUUCGAUCCCGGACACCAUUAAAAGCCCCUGCGGGCCCCGUGUCGUCGUCCGCUUAUACCCCUGACGUGUUCCACUGGAUCUAUAUCUUAGACCGGAAAUGA